UCGCCCAUUGACAUCGUGCAGUGUUUGUGUGUGUUCGUGUGUGUGUGUAUGUUUUGCUCGUUUACUUGGUCAGAACCGGCAAAAUGGGCGAUAUAGCACUCCGAGCAUCUGAUCUAGUUUUAGAAGUGAUUUUUUCUUAUUUAGAUCUAAACACGUUGAGGAACUGCUCGAUGGUGUGCAAACGAUGGAACAAAUUCUUGAACUACGAGAAUAAUGGGGCGUGGAGGAUGCACUGCAUACGAAAGUUGGCCCAGGAGGCCCUUAGUUCCGAUUUAUUGUCAUCGGUGCCCACCUACAAAUCUAAACUGCGUGCGUUUUAUCACGCAUGGAACCCUCGUGAUCGUUCCCGAAACAUUUACAUUAAACCCAACGGAUUCACCCUGCACAGAAAUCCUGUUGCACAAAGUACAGAUGCCUGUAGAGGUAAAAUUGGUUUCCGACAUGGUCGUCAUGCCUGGGAAGUCAUUUGGGAAGGACCUCUGGGUACAGUAGCAGUUAUAGGAAUAGCAACCAAGGAAGCGCCAUUGUUAUGCCAUGGGUAUGUAGCGUUGCUGGGUUCUAAUGAGCAUUCGUGGGGAUGGAAUCUAGUGGACAAUCACCUAUUACACAAUGGAGAUGUGCAAGGGAGUUAUCCAUUACUUAAUAAUGCCCCCAAGUACCAGGUUGGGGAAAGAAUUAGGGUAAUAUUAGAUUGUGAUGAUAACACAUUAUCUUUUGAAAAAAAUUACGAAUUUUUGGGAGUGGCAUUUAGAGGGUUGCCAGACAAAAGAUUAUAUCCAUCCGUAUCCGCUGUAUAUGGAAACACAGAGGUAUCUAUGGUGUACUUAGGACCUCCUCUAGAUGGCUAACACUUUACUUCCAGUAGAGAUGUGUUUUUGAAGGUUUGUUCAGGAAUGUACAAUGAAAUCUCAAUGCAGAUUCUCUGCAUUGUACCAGAAUGUCUACUAUGAAGUAGAACUAGCGCGCACUAAUGAACUGUAUGAUACUCUUUACAAAGGAUGUGUGCCUGUUCAUUCAGUCAAUACAUUGUAAAUAGUAUUAGCAUUCCAUUUAAACUGAUAAAUCCGUAAUAGGGCUUUAUACAGUGUGAACAGUUGUAAGUUACUCAACAGCAGAGCACGAAUAAAUUUCACUUAAAAUUGUGCAUCUUCUACUAGCUAGCAUCGAGAAAGAUCUGUAUGUUUGAUACGAAAUUUUUUCGGUUAUUACGAGCUCCACCGACGCCGCGAUCGAUUUCAGCAGCCUCGAUGCAUUUUAGAGGAGAAU
Molecule: messenger RNA, 1266 nt
Organism: Colletes gigas
Lineage: Eukaryota; Metazoa; Arthropoda; Insecta; Hymenoptera; Colletidae
Gene: Fsn
Product: F-box/SPRY domain-containing protein 1
Exons: 4
Coding region: 84-848 (254 amino acids)
Biological process (GO): synapse assembly involved in innervation; proteasome-mediated ubiquitin-dependent protein catabolic process
Cellular component (GO): synapse; SCF ubiquitin ligase complex
Molecular function (GO): protein binding
Source: RefSeq, a predicted model, not a curated record